GUGAGUACUAGCGAGGUCUAGAUGUCGAUAUGGCCACACCUUGUUGGGUAUCAUGUUCUCCUUCUUGGUUUUUGUUUGUGCAGUUUUAGAGCAACAUUAACAGAGCCCACCCAACCUCAGAGCACUUUGGCUGAUUAAACCAUCCUCAGUGGAUGGGUGUGAAGAGGAGGGACCAAGGACCCCCCAUCAUUGGGCGGCGUCAGGGGGAAGUGGCUCCACUCCGAGGAACUGGGAAGAAGGAUAUAUAGGGGGAAAGUCCACUGCGCACUUCUCAGAGAAACUUAAAACACAAAGUGCACCUUGCCACGGCCUUAGAAAGAAAAGGCAGAAAGAAGCCUAGCCUAGGAGCGCUCCAGUUUCCUAGCAGACUCAUCCUUGCUAACCCACCCACCCCAAACCAGGUGAGCUGCGCCCACAUCAGUCCCCUCCUCUCCCUCUUCCCUCCUAUCCUCCAUGAACUCAGCAAGAGUUGGGCAUCUUCGCUCCACUCCGCCGCCCAGUCCUCUAAGCUCCGACCAGGAUGAGGUGGAGAUCGACGUGCUGGCAGAGGAGGAAGAUGGAGAUGAGACGGAAGACGACGACGAGGAGGAGAGCGGUAAGUGCCUGGAGCGAUCGGUGCAGAGGCCGGGAGCCGGCACUCUUCCUGGGAGGAGCGCGGAGGACGGCGGCGACCUGAGCAACUCCUCCGGGUUCCUCCGCAAGUUCCGAGCGCCGCGGACCCCGGCAGCCAGCACAGCCGACGGCCCGCAGCCCGCCAAGCCCCCGUAUUCCUAUAUCGCGCUCAUCACCAUGGCCAUCCUGCAGAGCCCGCACAAGCGCCUGACGCUCAGCGGCAUCUGCGCCUUCAUCAGCGGCCGCUUCCCCUAUUACCGCCGCAAGUUCCCCGCCUGGCAGAACAGCAUCCGCCACAACCUGUCGCUCAACGACUGCUUUGUCAAGAUCCCCCGUGAGCCCGGCCACCCGGGCAAGGGCAACUAUUGGAGCCUGGACCCCGCCUCCCAGGACAUGUUCGACAACGGCAGCUUCCUCCGGCGUAGGAAGCGCUUCAAGCGCCACCACUCACCUCCGGGAGGCCACCCGCACUGCCCUUUCCCUCCACCCGCUGUGCCCGCCACCCUGCACGUCUCCCAGCCCAGCCUCCUGCUCCACUACUCCGCCCCGCCACAGCCUAACCUCGCAGCUCAUCCAGCCACCCCGCCCGGGAGCCGCCCGUGCGCGCCGCUGCAUCCGCAUCCCCUGCGCUACCUGCUGCUCGCGGCCCCCGCCUAUGGCGAUGCUCCUAGAAAAGCCGAAGGCGCGGGCCCUGCCACCCCCCUCGCCAUCCCUGCGCUACAGCCCGCACUGGGUUCCCAGCCUUGGGAGAGAGACCAGGGCUCUGGAUCUCGGUCCGGACGCGGGUGCGCCUCGUUCACCAUCGAGAGCAUCAUGCAGGGAGUUCCAGGGGGAGGAACUGGGUCUGCGCAGAGUCAGCCCUUCGCUCCGUGGAGCUACUGCCACCUGCUGCAGCACCCACCGUGCCUGCUGCACCCCCAGGCAGCUUCCCCUUUGUUUCACGUGUCCGCAGCUUCCCGGACAAUAUUGCCGCCGCCGCUGCUGCAGCAGCAGCAGGAACAGCAUCACUGUGCCAUUAGCUGCGCUCCGGGUAAAGGCGUGCGGCUGGGCCGGCACCUGUCCGCGGUUGCGGCGCUGCUGAGACAACAGCCUGGCCCUGAGGACGGUAGGCUGACAACCCUGGCCGCUCUUUCCGGCAGAGAGGGAACCUUGCCCGCAUUUUAAGCAGCGCCCAAGCUCAGCCUCCAGCCUGAGUCUCCUUCACACCUGGAGCCAAGUGGUCAAAUGGAACCACUCGCUUUUUAGGUUUGUAGCACCGGUCUGCCAGGCUUGUGCGUGGAAAACCAGCAGCGGAGCGCCCACCAAGUCCUUCCAAAUUGUUACAAUUGUGUUCUGCUCGCUUGACAACACAAACGCGGGAAAAUUCUGGGAUUUUAAGUCUCGCCUGAUCUUGCCCACUUCGGUUGUGGCUUCCACGGUUUUCCCGAUUUACAUACUUCCUGAGGACCUGUGACUAUGAAUGUGAGUGAGAUGCUUUGUUGCUAAUAAAACCCAAACUGUCUGCAUCACAAAAACAUCCCCAUCCUCAUUCCCUGGGAACUGCGAGUGUUCCCAGUGCCGAAUGCGAAUGCGUACGCGUACAUGCUCCAUCUUCCCGAAACCCGAAUGUAAUGCAAGUAGAGUAAUUUCAUAACACUUAUUUCUUGUAUAUACGACCUGCCCUACUCCAGCGGGGAGUGUUAAAAUUAAGCCUAGUUAUAUAGAUUGAAUAAAAUAUGAAACUAGGAUG
This is a messenger RNA of Mastomys coucha (southern multimammate mouse), 2341 nucleotides long. Its product is annotated as forkhead box protein D4. The record is from RefSeq and is a predicted model, not a curated record. NCBI's taxonomy places the organism in Eukaryota, Metazoa, Chordata, Mammalia, Rodentia, Muridae. The transcript has a single exon. Gene Ontology annotation, molecular function: DNA-binding transcription factor activity, RNA polymerase II-specific; RNA polymerase II cis-regulatory region sequence-specific DNA binding. Gene Ontology annotation, biological process: anatomical structure morphogenesis; cell differentiation; regulation of transcription by RNA polymerase II. The coding region runs from base 454 to 1776 and encodes 440 amino acids.